This is a messenger RNA of Rhagoletis pomonella (apple maggot), 933 nucleotides long. Its product is annotated as loricrin-like. The transcript has a single exon. The record is from RefSeq and is a predicted model, not a curated record. NCBI's taxonomy places the organism in Eukaryota, Metazoa, Arthropoda, Insecta, Diptera, Tephritidae. The annotation marks the transcript as partial.
GGCGGUGGCGGUUAUGGUGGUGGUCAUGGCGGCGGUUAUAGUGGCGGCCAUGGUGGUGGUGGUGAAGCCCAUACACUAAUCAUCUCAGACGCAGGCGGUCAUGGUGGACACGGCGGUGGUGGCAGCUAUGGUGGUGGAUACAGUUCCGGCGGACAUGGUGGUCAUGGCGGGGGAGAUGCUCACGUAGAUACUUAUGCCAUUAUUAAAGAAUCUGGCGGUGGGUAUAGUGCGAGCGGUCAUGGCGGCGGUGGCUACAGUUAUGGUGGCGGUCACAGCAGUGGAGGCGGUGGUGGCGAUGCACAUCUGGCUAAAUUAGCAGCGGUAGCGGCAACGUCUGGUGGCUCUCACGGCAGUGGAGGCGGCGGUUAUGGUGGUGGCGGCGGCGGUGGUCAUGAUGACAGUCAUUUAGCUGCAGUAGCAGCCGCCGCAGGUGCAUCCGCGCAUGGCAGCAGCGGCGGUGGCGGUUAUGGUGGUGGCGGUUACAGUAGCGGUGGUGAUGCGCAUUCCAUUGCCAAUAUAGCUGCGCUAACCGCUUCAAGCGACUCACACGGCAGCGGCGGCGGUGGUUAUGGUGGUGGCAGUUAUAGCAGCGGUGGAGGCUAUAGCAGCGGGGGAGAUUAUAGUAGCGGUGGACACGACGAUGCCAAGAUUGCAGCGAUAGCCGCGUCAACAAGCAGCAGCUCCAGCGGCUAUGGUGGGUAUAGCGGCGGAGGCUAUAGCAGCGGUGGUGGAGGUUAUAGCGGCGGCGGUCAUAUCGACACAGCUGUUAUCGCCUCAGCAGCCGGUGCGCACGGAGGCUCAAGCGGCGGAGGGGGAGGUUAUAACUAUGCACCGGCUUCCGGGGGUGGCGGCUGGCAAUCGGGUGGCAGUGGUGGUUGGGCGGCGUCAGGCGGCGGUGGUGGCGGCAGCAGUGGCUGGUAUAAACGCAAAUGA